This is a messenger RNA of Saccostrea cuccullata (small rock oyster), 4949 nucleotides long. RefSeq lists its product as uncharacterized. Lineage: Eukaryota; Metazoa; Mollusca; Bivalvia; Ostreida; Ostreidae. The transcript has 16 exons. The coding region runs from base 135 to 3311 and encodes 1058 amino acids. Gene Ontology annotation, molecular function: SH3 domain binding. The record is from RefSeq and is a predicted model, not a curated record. Gene Ontology annotation, cellular component: cytosol.
UACAGCUUACUAGUCACGCUAGCUCCAGCUGUUUUAGACGAAGGUGUGCAAUCGAAGUAUGUGACAGUAAAAAGUAAACACAAGGAUGAAAUACGAUUACAAAUACUUUUAUUCUGUGAAUUUGUAGACUUCAGAUGGAUAAACUCGAAGAGCUUCUUCCUGGAAUAGAAGAAUUUCUGUGUCAAGAUUUGGCUCGAGAAAAGUUGUCAGAGGAGACAGAAAACAAACGUCUGUAUUAUCUGGAGAGACUCGAUAUUCUAAAAUUACCACCUAGUGUCCCGCCUCGAUUAAAAGUACCUGACUUUGGAGCCCCCUUUUCUCCUUCCCCCAUCAAAGCUGCCGGUGACCCAAAGUCCCCAACACUAAGUCACGACCACUUUUUGUUUGAAUCGCAGGAGAAUGAUUUCGCUGCACAUCAGAGAGAAAUUUCACGAUCGUUUAUCGCCCCAGAGGAACUGGAGGCCAUCGAGGGAAAGGAGGUGAAAGUUUACGAUGAUAUCGAUCUCAAUCACCAGGACGGAGAAAUACAGCAGGAACACAAUGAAUCCAAAAAUAGCGAUGAGACAGACUUAUAUGAGAUACCUGUCCCUAAUCUCGCCCAAUCAGCUGAUCAGUCGGGGGGAUACGAGGAGACAAAAUCCCCCACCAAAGAUGACUACGCCACCACCACCAGUAUCCAGGGGGAUCAGUCCCCAGAGGUGAUACCUCCACCCCUACCCCCGCGAAGAGAAAACUCUGAGCCCCCUUUGCAGAGAGACAGGUCCAUUACCAAAAAUACAUUUCCCGCUAGGCCAGAACCUCCUGAACGCCAGUCCUCCAUUAAAGGGGAUAAACCCCCUGACCUCCCGGCCCGCCCCAGCCUCCCAACCAUUUAUAAUGCCGCUGAGAGAAGGGAUGAAAGAUCUGAGGGAAGUGUGGAUCUGACAGAUGAUGCUGAGUUGACUUCUUACGAAUCUUGUGAUGAGGAUGAACUAGAAAGCAAAAUGAACAUAAAACUCCCAAAGCCAAUGAAGAAGAAGAAGCCAUCUAAACCCAAAAUCAGCCGUUCCUCCAAAGAGUGGGACGUGACCCUUCCAUACAAACGUUUGGAAGAUGUGACUCUGUCAGGAGAGCUCCUGUACAAAGGGAAGUUAUCCUGGACGAGGAAGCUGGCCGCACUGACAGAUGGCAGGAUGGUGUGUUACAAGCCAGAGAAGAGCGAGUCCAAGCCCGCUCUGGUCAUCCAACUGACUGGGUACGAGGCCUCCUAUCUGGAGAAGGAAAACAAGAGAGGGUUCGAUGUCCGUCUGCUUCACCCCAGUCUGGAAACUCACAUGUUCUCCGUGGAUUUCAAGGACUGGGCACAAUUGUGGGUAGAGUUUAUGAAUGCCAUGAGUAAGGGAAAACCUCCUCCAGGGCAGCACCAACACUUAGCUAGAAGUUCAACCUUUAAUGGUGUCGAAAAUGGUAGAGAGUAUGGCAACAAGCCAGAUUUCCGGAAAUCCAUUUCUAAUAUAUCCACGGAAAGCAGCAAUUCUGAAACCGAAUACUCUUCAAUGAAAAGGAAAAGUCGCAGUCUCUUUCAGUUAUUUGUGACCGGAGAGGAAGAGGAUCGACACCGAGUAAGUAGGAUGGGUUCCAUAGCUUCUAGAGCAAGCUCCUUCUUCGAAUCUAUCGGCAAAAACAAGGGCAAGAAAAUGGCUGCCACUUUGCCAAACAGUAGUAGCCUUGGCAACCUGGUAGAAACAGGAAGUGAAAACAACAGCCAACUUGACCUCAUUCCCAAAGAUACCAUUGCCUCUUCAGCAAGCUUUAAUAAAAAUACCUGUAAUUCUAUAGAAGAUUUGGUCUGUGAUAGGAAAAUAGUUUAUAAAGGUUACCUGAAUAUCUACAGUAGUUUCAACAAGAGGAAGUGGGGUAAGCGAUGGUGUAUGGUGCGAGGCAAUGUGUUUGAGUGUUAUAGGAACGAGUCCAGCACUGUGUGUGAGCUAGAAAUCCCACUGUACCCCUGUGUUCUGAAGCAAGCUGUGGAGGAGACUAAGAGUGAACUAGGGCUGAUGAUCUCACAAAAUGGCAGAGAAAAAAUCACAGUAGAGCCUUUAAAUAGAGAAGAUAUGGCAUGCUGGCUGCGUGUGUUCAUGAACCAGACAUCGACGGAAUGUCUUCCUGCCGGACUCAAGGAAUUCUGGGUAGAUGAUGAAUCUCCUUACCAUGACAUCCAGUCAGACAAUCUCAGCAGUCCUCUGUCAGACGUGUUCCCUUAUGACACAGUAGAUGAGAAGACCAUUCUGGCACAUGCUGAUACCACGACCUCUGACCCUGAUGACUCAGUGAUGGAGAUCUCUGUGAUGUCACAACAGUCCCAGGCAGCAGACGACACCGCUAACGAUAGUGCUAUAUCUAAUCCACGAGUCCCAGGGGAACUAACUGGGGAACUCUAUACACAAGUGCAAAGAACUGCCAAUGGAUAUUUAGAAUCUAGAACUUUUAACAGUCUAGAUGAAGAAUUCUUUAGUUCUACAAUAGUGAAAACCAAUAGUUCUGGAAAAUCCUCUGCUACAAUGUCUAGGAUUACCAAGUCUUCAACCAAUGGAUCUGUUAUGACCAAGACAUUUUCACAUUCCUUCAGUACAGGGUUUCUGGGAGCCAAUGAUAGCAGUUUGUUUGAUGAGAUUUGGUCUAAACUUCAUGAAAAUCAAAGAGACAGGCAUAAUUUAGAGGAAGACAGUGAUGAAAGGACCCCCACGGACACUGCCUAUAACAGUGCUGCGGGGUCAGAAAAUAGUUCGCUGGAACGUAAAAAUAAGUUUGAGACAGAUUCUUCAAGUCAGUCAUCCACAUUAAAAGACUUAAGAUCUUCCAAUGAGGAGUUGGAUAUACAGCCUAUUCAUGACAACAUGGAACAUCAAAUCUCAGUGGAAAAUAUCAAGACUGUUGAACUGGAACAAAGUAUGAAUGUGCAUAACACUCUGAGUGGCUUGGACAAAGAUCCUAGUUUACCCCAUGUUAUCAUCCCUAGUGUUAGUGGUACUCUGACAACUAUCACACACUCCAAGUCUAACAGGGACCAGUGUGAUUCCGCCAUCUUCGAAUCGGAUUCUAUCAUGGAUGACUUGUCUUGUGCUAGUCCUGAUGCACUGAAGCGCAAAAUUGAGCAACUACGUACUCAUUUAGUGGAACUUAAACAGCGCAGAAUCUGCCUCAGAGACCGUAAGUUGUGCUGUGAACCCAGUCUGCAGAAACAACUAGAGCAAGAGUAUUCACACUUAGAUGAGGAAUGCCGGACUGUGACAGAGGAAAUUCAGGCCCUAGAGGGAAAAUUAGAACCUUAAAAAUCAUUUUCUUAUUUUUUCUCCUGCAAACAUUCCUAAAAUCAUUUACUUACUUUAAAUUGAUUCAAUAUUUUGUAGGAAGUUGAAUGAUUGUUUCUUUUCUUUCAAAUUACAUGUAAAUGCAUGUACAUUACUUUAUUAAUUCAAAAUGUAAAAAAGAAAAAAAAACAUUUUGGGUAAUAUGAUCAAAAAUAUCAGCCUAAUACAUAUCAAGUCAGUUUUUGUUAACAUGAUGCAGGAUCAGUUGUUUGUCAUGAUGAAAUUUUAUUUUAAAAAUUCAGAAUGACAGACCUAUACAAUUUGUUAAAUGGGUCAUUUAAUUUUGUAACAAUUUAGAAAAUGGUUCUAUUUAAUUUUCUCUUCUCUACAACUCUGUGAUAUUUUAUAACAUUGAUAUUUUCUGUGACAUUGGACACUGACAUUUGUGCUAUUAAUGAUUUACUAUUGAUAUUGACUUUCAUGUGAUGAAUUUCACAAGGCCAAAGUUAUAUUUUUUUAUUGAAAGGAAAACUUUUUCUUCAGAUAUUAAUCUGCAUUUUCAAUUUAUAUAUACAUGUGUAUUGAUCUUUUGUACAGUAUGCAAUAUUUUGAAUAUCAAUGGUUGUGAAAUAUUUGUGAAAUUUAAACAACAAAAUGUACAGCAUUAAUUAUGGCCAAAAAUAUAUUUUUUCACAAAUGUUUUCCUCACGGAAAAAUAUUUUUAUGGUUAUUUCAUUAGUUGUGCUUUCAGAAGUGUGCUAUCAUUUUAGUUCAGGAACAGAAAUUAUUUUCAUGCACUGCAUGUAGAUUCAUCAUAUAAAGGGAUAUAAACAAGAGACAUAACUGGAGCAGUAAAAGAAGAUGGAAAAUUGAACCAUUGAAGCAAUGUUCAACUCUGAUGUAUAAUUUUGUCAGAGGAAAAAAUGUCAAUUGUAUGAAUAUUUUGUUUAAUAUCCAGUACAUGCAAUAUUUAAGGUUGGGCUUGUUUAAUAACCUUUUUAUGAUUGAAUUAAAGAAUACAUAUCUUCAGGAUUUGUUUGACUAAAACAGAGACACUAAGUUAAAUAACUCUUUGAUAAUCAGAAGUUCAUUGUAUCCAAUUAAACAUAAUUACAUAUCCUUCAACCAUUUUCAAAGUAUAGUUUGAAUAGAUUUUUUUUGGUUUCAGUUAAACCAUAGAUGCAAUUUGUUGCAGUGCUUCCCAGAAACUAGCAUUUUCUGUUUGCAGGUUGUGUUCUGUAAACUCAGAUCUGUAGGAUUUUGUCAUAAUUAAGAGAUCUUGAGAUUGAAUGAUUCCGAAAGUCCUGUACAAGACAGCAAAUAUUUUAAAAACAUACAUACCAUUUUCCUUUUAAUUAUAAAUACAUGUACUGGUACGUAUUUUUUUACAUGGUUCAAAUUCUAUGGAAUGUACUGAUACAUAUUUUUUUACAUGGUUCAAAUUCUAUGGAAAAUGCUUAGAAAAUUUACUUUAUCAACCAUAGAUGUAUGUACCGGUAUAUUAUUUUACAUUAUACAUUAAAAAUGUAAGAAAUUUCGUCUUUGUCCAAAUAGGGUUCAAAGAAUGAUUGAUUUUGCAUGUAUUCAAAAAAAUCAUUCAAAAUUAGGGAUCGGUCUUUAAAUCAAGUGCCCUAAAACUGUUUCUAUUUUAAUUGUUUA